GAACAAACCCACCAUGCCAUCAACCCACACAAUGGGUCUCGACAGGAAACGAAAACGCCCUCAAGACGCAGAUCCAAGCCCAGCGAAAAAGAGCGGAUCAAGGAAACCCCCCAUAACCGUAAAUAAGAGACUGAAGCCCGAGGCGUCGGCAGCCGCUUCAAAACCCGAGCCGGCAAAACCAUCAACACUCCGCGCCUCAAAGGAGGAAGAAAGGUCUUUCCCAAGAGGUGGUGGCUCUAUUCUUACUCCGCUGGAGUUCAAGCAAAUAUCCAAUGACGCUGCCAAAGAUGCCCUUUUCGAAACCGAAGAUGCGAAGGCCAAAUCGACAAGGAAGCCGAUGAGAGAAGAAUUGAAGAAAGAUAAAAAGAGUGGAAAAGACGAACCCAAGAAAGGUGAGCAGAAAGGUAUUAAGGCGGAAGGAUUGAGCUAUAAGGUUGGUCUUCUCUUAUCAAAAAAUGAAAACCACAAGAAGUUAAUCAAUUCAUAGAGACUACUACCAGGUACACUUGUGCUUGGAUGCAUCUCUCAAGUCAAUCAAACUGACCUCGCCCUUUCCUUACCGAACAAUUUGACCGGCUUUGUUCCUCUUACCUCCAUCUCGGAAUCGUUGAACAAGAAGGUUGAGGCUUUAAUCCAGGAAAGCGAUGAUGACGAGGAAGAGGAUAUGGAGGAAAAGACCGAAACAGCAAAACCGGAAUCUGCUGAGGAUGAUGUUGACCUCAGGUCUAUGUUCCGAGUUGGGCAGUAUCUCCGAGCGUACGUUGUAUCUUCUCUAGAACCUGCCAAUUCGAAAUCUCCUUUAGGCUCUAAAAAGACCAAAAAGCGGAUCGAGCUGUCCUUGGACCCAGUUGUGACCAACGACGGCCUUACAACUACUGAAUUAGUCGUUGGAUGUACUAUUCAGGCCUCUAUUACAAGUGUGGAGGAUCACGGUCUCGUUAUGAAUUUGGGUAUCGGGAAUGAUCUCAAAGGAUUUCUGUCAUCUAAGGAACUCGGGAAGGGCCGUUCUGCGACGAAUGCAAGGGAAGGGCAAGUGUUGCUUUGCACAAUCAUAGGGCUCUCGUCGAAUGGUAAAAUCGUCAAACUCUCAGGGGAUCUAGAACAGAAACCGAGUAAGAAGGGCAAAUAUACUGGUGGAAAGGCAGCCUGGUGGCUGAGUUCUGCGCCUACAGUCAACACAUUCCUACCUGGAACUGGCGUAGAGGUACUCAUCACUGAUAUAGCAAAGGGUGGCAAAGCUGUUGGAAUCGCAGGAAAGAUUAUGGGACUUGUAGACGCUACAAUGGACUUCUUUCAUGCUUCUGGCUGGGGAGAAAAGGAUAUUGAAUCCAAGUUUAAGGUUGGAGAAAAGGUUAGUUCGAAGCACGUUCCCCUCUAUAUAGUCUAUCUAAACUUCUUUAGAUCAAAGCGCGUGUCAUUGCUACCCAUCCCGAACCUCGUAAACUCGCUCUUUCAAUCCUCCCCCACGUCCUUUCAUUUACUCAGCCAACCGAGAAUGAGCCUACAAUGAUCCUCCCAACAGCCACCAUUCUAAACUCUGCGAAAGUCCUUUUUACCGAGCCUAAAACCGGCCUUUUUCUUGAUGUCGGUAUUCCUGGUGUUCCUGGCUUCGUCCAUAUAUCCCGAGUCACAAGCGAUAGCAAAAUAGAAGUUCUGUCCAAAGAUUUUGGUCUAUAUCAGACCGGUUCAGUCCAUAAGGCUAGAAUAAUUGGCUACAACUCCAUGGAUGGCCUCUAUAUUGUUAGCAUGGAGCAGAAGGUUCUCGAUCAGCCAUUUUUAAGGGUGGAGGACAUCAAAAUCGGCGAAGUCGUGAAGGGAACCAUUGAUCGAGUCCUAGAUAGUGGACGUCUUAUCGUAAACUUAGCUGAAGGGAUCACAGGAAUGGUAGACGAGCUUCAUCUAAGCGAUAUCAAACUCAAACAUCCUGAAAAGAGGUUCAGGGAGGGUGUCGAAGUAAAAGCGAGGGUAAUUUCUCUCGACCAUUUCGGCUCAACUCCUAACAAUACUAAUUGACUAAUAGGUUUUGUUAAUUGAUCCUUCAAAGAGGAAAGUAAGAUUGUCCUUAAAAAAGGCUAUCGUCAACUCUGAUACCCCAAUAAUAUCAUCUUACGAGGAUACAAAAUCCGGCACUCGCUCAGUUGGCACCUUGGUUAAAAUCCUACCAAACGGCGCCAUAGUCAAGUUCUUUUCAGAUGUCUGCGGCUUCCUCCCUGUUUCCGAGAUGAGCGAAGCAUAUAUCCAGGACCCCCGUGAUCACUUUACGGUUGGCCAAUCUGUGAAUAUCCAUGUACUAUCAGUGGAUCCCGCGAACCAAAAGCUACGGGUUUCCUGUAAAGAUCCAAACUUGUUCGGUGAAGCCCACAAAGUGGCUCUUGCUAAACUACCUGCUGGCGAUGUUGUCUCUGGGACCGUGGUCGAAAAGUCGGCGGAAGAUCUUAUUAUCGAGAUAAGCGGCUUGGGGACCGAAGGCAUCAGAGGCGUGCUAGGAAUUGGGCAACUGACUGAUGGUAGCCGUGAGAAGAACUUAGGUGUUUUCAAGAAGCUCAGGGCUGGGCAAAGGCUUGAAACCCUCUUAGUUUUAGAGAAGCAUGAGGAGAGAAGGUCGAUUACCUUGAGCAUGAAGCCAAGCCUUGUCAAUGCAGCAAAAGACGGAAGUAUGAUUAACAAGUUUGAGGAUGUGAGUGAGGGAAAAACAGUGAAAGGCUGGGUUAGGAGCACUACUCUGCACAGCAUCUUUGUUGGGUUUGUCGGUGGAAUAGUUGGAGUAGUUUACAAAAGGGACCUUCCAGCAGAAGUCCAGUCUCUCCCGAAUUUUGGAUACGCCAAGAAUCAGUCCAUCGCCGGCAGGGUGGUAUAUAUAGAUCCAUCAGAACGACGAUUCCGAUUGUCGCUAAAUCCAGAAAAAUCAGGGGAGGGGAAGGUCUCGACCGUAGCUAGCGUGGCCAGCAACUCAGAGAGACUCACUAUUAACCCUAUCGAUGCGAGGUUCAAACUUAUCGACGACUACACCCCCGGGAAGCUCACUAAAGCGAAGGUCAUUUCGGUCCAAGAGACGCAGCUAAAUGUGAAGCUCGCCGACAACGUGCAGGGCAGAAUUGACGUAUCAUUGGUGUUUGAAACUUGGGACGCUAUCAAGGACAAGAAGUUCCCCCUCGCACCAUUCAAGAAAGGGAACGUCUUGGAUGUCAAAGUUAUUGGAAUCCAUGAUGUGCGAAACCACCGCUUCCUUGCUAUCACCCAUCGAAAAGCGAGCACCAAGACUCCUAUCUUCGAACUUUCAGCCAGGCCCAGCGACGUAAAGAAAGAGGGUAUUGAAGGAUGUAUUACAAAGCUGGAAGACAUUACCCCAAAUUCAACAUGGGUAGCGUUCUUGAACAACAUCUCGGAUGAUUGUGCCUGGGCCAAUAUUAUGCCUGAUAUCAGGGGAAGAAUUCGCAUAUUGGAUCUCUCAGAAGACGUCACUCAACUAAAAGCACUACGAAAAAGCUUCCCUGUUGGCUGCGCCCUCAAGUGCCAGGUUCUCCGAGUCAACUCGGAACACAACAAACUUGAUCUUUCCGCCAGCAGUGCCUCAGGCUCGGCUUUAAUAUUUGACAAAUUAGCCAAGGGAAUGGUUGUUCCUGGGAGAGUAACUAAAGUUACUGACCGGCAAGUCCUGGUUCAAAUCAGUGAAUCGGUUUCUGGGCCGGUUAACCUCACCGACCUUGAAGACGACUUCUCGCAAGCGAAGACCAGCAAAUUCAGCAAAAAUGAGGUAAUUCGCGUUUGCAUCAUAGAUAUUGAUUCUCCCAACAAGCGAGUAAUUCUUUCAACCAGGCCUUCCCGCGUGAUGAGCUCAGAUCUACCAGUCAAGGAUCCUGAAAUUCAAACUAUUGCGAACGUUAAAGUAGGAGACAUCAGGCGCGGCUUUGUCAAGCAUGUCUCUCCCAAAGGGCUCUUCGUUGCUAUGGGCGGUAAUAUCACAGCCUGGACCAAGAUUUCUGAUCUCUCUGAUAGGUUCUUGAAGGAAUGGGAGGGGUUAUUCACAGUGGAUCAGCUCGUCAAGGGGAAAAUCAUGGCUGUUGACCCAACCUUGGGUCACAUCCAGAUGAGUCUUAGAGAAUCGGACAUAUCCGGAAAGGAAAGACCAAAGCCGGCAGACUACUCCUCAUUAAAAGAAGGGCAAAUUGUCAGGGGUAAGGUGACGAAUGUCGCGGAAUAUGGUGUUUUUAUCCGCGUGGAUGGUUCUCAAAAUAUCAGUGGAUUGUGUCACAAGAGCCAAAUCGCGGAUAACAUCAUUGAGGAUGUUAGCAAGCUCUAUGCGAUUGGGGAUCCUGUUAAGGCAAAGAUCAUAAGUAUUAAUCAGGAAAAGAAACGAAUCUCUUUUGGGCUGAAGGCUAGUUACUUCAAGGACGAGGGUAGCGAGGAUGAAAGCGAGGACGAUAGUAAGGGGGAGGGUGGUGUUGACCUCAGCGCUGUAAAGGUAUGCCUUAGGUUAUUUUGGAUGUGUUAAUACUACUCUAACGGACUCCCUCCCCUUAGGACCUCGAGAGUGAUGCCAGUGAAGAAUCCGACGAGGAAGAGGAACCCGAUGUUGAAAUGAUUGAUGCGCCUACUGGCGAAGGUCUCGGCACUGGGGGAUUCGACUGGUCCGCAAGUAUCCUCGACAAACGGGGCCCCGAAACCGACUCCGACAGGGAUAGCAACUCCCCUGAAGAGGAAAAGCACAAAAAGAAAAAGCGCAAGAAGUCCCAAAUCAAAGAAGACUUGACGGGAAACCUGGCGACAAGAGAACCGCAAUCCGUCGCUGACUUUGAACGCCUUCUCCUUGGAGACCCCAACGAUUCUAAAUUGUGGAUCAUGUACAUGUCAUUCCAACUACAACUCAGCGAAGUCGCGAAAUCUAGGGAAAUCGCUGAGAGAGCGAUCAAGACUAUCGCCCUUCGAGAGGAGAAGGAGAAACAGAACGUCUGGAUCGCUAUGCUAAAUAUGGAGUCCAUGUAUGGCACUGAUGAGACUCUCGAAGAAGUCUUCAAAAAAGCUUGCCAGUAUAACGAGGCGCAAGAAAUCCAUGAGAAGCUAGCCAGUAUCCAUAUUCAAACCGGCAAGACUGAGGUAUCGUAUUUCCUGAUCCAAAGCCGCGGUCGCAGACACCUAACUCUAUUAUUCCAGAAAGCAGAUGGCCUCUUUAAAGUAAUGAUCAAAAAAUUCAGUCAAGAUCCUAAAAUCUGGGUAAACUACGCCGACUUUCUCCUCAGCAGCGAGCAAAACCGUGACGCCGCCCGCGCGCUCCUUCAGCGUGCGAUGCAAGCACUCUCGCAAGACCAGCACAAAGACCUCAUCUCCAAGUUUGCCAAGCUAGAAUUCCGCAGCGGCGAUCCCGAGAGAGGACGAACUCUGUUUGAGAACUUACUCGCCACCUUCAAAAGGAAGAGUGAUCUCUAUAACAUGUUCCUAGAUAUGGAGAUCAAGUAUGGAAGCGAAGAGGAUGGCGGGAAGGAAGGCGUCAGAGCUUUGUUUAAGAGGGCUCUCGCCGAGAAGCCCUCGACUCGUCAGGCUAAGGCUCUCUUCAAGAAAUGGUUGGAGUUUGAGAAAAGCAAAGGGGACGAGAAGAGCACUGAGACUGUUACGAGGAGGGCGAAGGAAUAUGUCGAGGCGAAGAAGGGGGCGUGA
This is a messenger RNA of Tuber aestivum (summer truffle), 5652 nucleotides long. NCBI's taxonomy places the organism in Eukaryota, Fungi, Ascomycota, Pezizomycetes, Pezizales, Tuberaceae. The record is from the annotation of a GenBank genome assembly.